Heterocephalus glaber (naked mole-rat) is the source of this 4100-nucleotide messenger RNA. It is a transcript of the gene Pdlim3, whose product is annotated as PDZ and LIM domain 3. The record is from RefSeq and is a predicted model, not a curated record. Gene Ontology annotation, molecular function: muscle alpha-actinin binding; actin binding. Gene Ontology annotation, biological process: muscle structure development; heart development; actin cytoskeleton organization. Lineage: Eukaryota; Metazoa; Chordata; Mammalia; Rodentia; Bathyergidae. Gene Ontology annotation, cellular component: filamentous actin; stress fiber; adherens junction.
GCGCCCCGCCAGGACGCUGCCCCGGGAAGCAAAGUCGGUUGUCCCACUCGUGGACACUUGCGGUGUGCAAGCCGCCCCUCGCUGCGUCCUACUCCUAGGGAGCCAAGGCCCCCACCCGUGGGAGCCGGGAUGCCCCAGAACGUGGUCCUCCCGGGCCCUGCACCCUGGGGCUUCAGACUCUCGGGGGGCAUAGACUUCAACCAGCCUUUGGUCAUCACCAGGAUCACUCCAGGAAGCAAGGCGGCAGCUGCCAACCUGUGUCCUGGCGAUGUCAUCCUGGCUAUUGAUGGCUUUGGUACAGAGUCCAUGACGCACGCUGAUGCACAGGAUAGGAUUAAAGCAGCAGCACACCAGUUGUGUCUCAAAAUUGACAGGGCAGAAACUCGCUUAUGGUCUCCACAGGUAUCUGAAGAUGGGAAAGCUCAUCCUUUCAAAAUCAACUUAGAAUCAGAGCCUCAGGAUGUGAACUACUUUGAACACAAGCACAAUAUUCGGCCCAAACCUUUCAUAAUCCCAGGCCGAAGCAGUGGAUGCAGCACGCCCUCCGGUAUUGAUGGUGGCAGUGGACGUAGCACCCCUUCUUCUGUCAGUACUGUUAGUACUAUUUGCCCAGGUGACUUGAAAGUUGCUGCUAAGAUGGCCCCUAACAUUCCUUUGGAAAUGGAACUUCCCGGUGUGAAGAUUGUACAUGCUCAGUUUAAUACACCUAUGCAGUUGUACUCAGAUGACAAUAUUAUGGAAACACUUCAGGGUCAGGUUUCAACAGCUCUAGGGGAAACACCCUCAAUGAGUGAGCCCAUGGCCUCAGUACCACCCCAGUCAGAUGUGUACCGGAUGCUCCAUGACAAUCGCGAUGAACCUGCUCAGCCUCGCCAGUCAGGCUCUUUCAGGGUGCUCCAGGAGCUAGUGAACGAUGAUGACCGCCCUGCUGGGACUCGCAGUGUGAGGGCACCAGUUACUAAAGUCCAUGGCGGAGCUGGAGGCGCUCAGAGGAUGCCACUCUGUGACAAGUGUGGAAAUGGCAUCGUUGGCGCCGUUGUGAAGGCACGAGAUAAGUACCGGCAUCCCGAGUGCUUCGUGUGUGCUGACUGUAACCUCAACCUCAAGCAAAAGGGCUACUUCUUCGUGGAGGGGGAGCUGUACUGUGAAGCUCAUGCGAGAGCCCGCACGAGGCCCCCAGAGGGCUAUGACACAGUCACCCUGUAUCCCAAAGCUUAGGUCCUUUGCAGGAGGGGGCACGCACGCACGCACGCACGCACGCACAUUUACACUAGAGAGAUUAAAAGGCUUGGGGCCGAAAGAUGGCGAAAUGAGGGCUCCAACUCUACAGCCACGGCUUUUAGACAUUCAUUUAUCAUAUCGUGUUUUGAGGAAAAGAAAUGGGUGGCAAAUGUCUGCUCUAUGACAAAAACAUGUGUUUAGCUAUGUUUUGCAAUUCUUUUUAUCUUUGGUGAUAGCAGUAAUGACAUUAAAAACAAUAAUUUUUGUAUGUCAUAUGCCACAGUUGACAUUUCUAAUAUGACCAUCCAAAGUGCAAAUAUUAAGAUAUUAGGGGAAGUCUAUUGUCUUUCCUUGUUAAAUUGAUUUUUACAAUUGUAGAAAAACUGUACCAAAUACCAGUCGCGUAAUCUAACAUACUCUGCAGUUGUCUGCAUCUGUUUUAACUAUUAUAGUGCAUGUCAGGGAGAAAUUCUCAGGAUUUCUCUAGGCUCUUCAAGCAACUGUAUGCAAAAAAAUAAAUACAUAAAACAUUUUAAAAAUAUCUAAUGAAGUGGCAAUCAAUGAAUUCAGUCAAAAUCAACAUUUCAAUGACAGGGCUCAAUCAUAUCUCUGCAUGUACACUGCCAACUCAGAUAUUUUAAGAAAUAUGUCUUCUUUAGUUUGUCUGUGGUGCUGGGAUUUGAACUUAAAGCCUUCACACUGAGCUCCAACCCCAGCUCUUUUUUUUUUGAGACAAGAUUUCCCUGGCUGGGCUGAGCUUGAAUUUGAAAACUUCCUGCUUCAGCCUUCCAAAGUGCUAACAUUGCAGGGGAGUGCCACCAUCCCCAGCUUCUUUAGUUUUUAUAAGACACUAUUUCUUAUGAGUCCAAAAUUUUUGCUACUAGGAGGAGAAUUUUAAUUUGCUAAUUAAUGGCAAUUCACUCUUUCCAACUAAAAUUUUGAGUUGGUUUGACAUACUCUUUUCCCAUUGAAAUGCCUCUUUCAGGUAAACAUUCAGCAAAAUAGAAUGCUCAAAGUUUAUCAGGCUAUCUCUCCAUGCUCAAUGAUUUACUAGUGCGGCCUCCUUCCACUUAGGGACCUUCUAAGGAAACAGGAGCUGCUGGUUUUCUAGGGUCCUGCUUAUAUCCAUUGCUGAAAUCCACAAUUCUACUUGUGGUCUGUUUUCUUGGCAUAGUUUGAACCAAGUAAUAACGUCCCCUUCACCACCCCAAAACUCUUAGCCCUCCAAGCGGUGAUGACUCCUCUGCAUCCCAUGGGUGCGCUCCCUCCGACCUCUGGUACAGACAUUCUGCCAGGCAGCUCUGCUUGGAGUUACCUUGCUUCUCACCAAAGGUGGCCCCAUAAAAGUGUCCUUGACUUACAUCUCUCUCCUACUUUCCAUGUUCCUCGCCAAGGUCACCUGAGAACUUUUAAAACUGUCCCUUCAAAGUUCAAAUCCAGGGAACCAGCAGGAUGUGGAGCUCUCUCUCUUCACCACCUUGUCACACAGGCAUCCCCGCCCUGCUACAUCUGCUGCCUUUUGGCUUGAGCAAGAGUCCCCCUCCCACUGGAUGCCAGCUUCAUUGCUAGGGAUUCUUCCAAACUUAGCUAAUUAUUUCUGACCCCAACUUCCCAGAGUUUUGAUCCAGCAAGAGGAGCCAGAACACUUACCUGGCCCAUGUAAGCAUUCAAGAUUGCAACCCUGCACCAAAACAUAAAUUUAUUAGAAGAGGUAUUAAAAAAUAAAAUAAGAAACCAUUGAGAUCAAAGAUAUGAAUGUAUCCAAAAUGCAAUGCAUUUUUAUUCAACGGUUAUUUUUUACAUUUUUGUUCUAGGAAACUUAACAAUUUGGAAACUAGAACUCAAAUGAAUGGUAACCGACUUAGAAAAGCUAAGAAAGUAAAACCCAAAGUAGCAAAAGAGAAAACUGAAAAGCGCCCCAAUUUACUCUGCAGAAUAUUUUUAAAUUAUGAGAAUUAAAAGCACUAGGCACUGCUCUGAUAGACUGAGAGGAAGCUAUUUAAAAAGCACUUAGACCCUAAAGGCUUCCCUUGCUCCUGCUGCACACCACACACUCCCCUACAUUUCCCAGUGAGUUUGUGUUAUCUGGAAAGGGGGAAAUAGCAUCCUUAAACUAGAAGAUGGAAGCAUAGUGACCAACAUGUGUGCUGUCUGAAAAAGAAUAAAUUAAGAGUAAAUGACUCAAGAAAAGUAUAUAUUACACAUUAUAUUGUACACAAAUAUACAAUGUGCAUUAGGCAUUAGAUGGUAUUUUUCUUAAAAUUAUAUUUCACGUGUACCAGAGUACAUAAUUAACUCUUCAAGCCCAUGUUUAAAAAGGACUUUUUUAUAGUAAAAAAUGAAAUAGUUCUAGUCUCAAAUUUAGAUAUCUUAGGCUAUGUGACUAGGGCUUGUGAAGCAUGCCCCUUUUUUGACAAUUCAAUAUAGAAAUUUAAACAUGUAGGAGAAUUAACUACGGGGUUAGUAAAUAGAAAUGAAUGCUAUAUAAAAGUUGUUUUAAGAUGAAAAUAGCAGUAUUGUUGUUGGUUUGUUUUGUUUUGUUUUGGUACCAGGGAUUGAAUGCGGGACCUUGUGCUUUCGAGGCAGGUGGCCGCACCACUGAGCCAAAUGCCUGACAAAAACAUAGCAGUAUUGAAAUAGAAAGGAGUUAAACUUUUUUUAAAAAGUAAUUAUUUCCCCUUAUACAGCAUUUUAUGCUUCAAUAAUGAAUUCACAUCAGGAAUUGAAAUUCUAGGAGAGAAUUCAUGCCAUGAAGAAAGAAUGCCAACUAGUUUUGAUCUACCUCAGAGAAUAACAUUUUCUUAGCAGUCUUAGUCACUGUAUUCACAUUUAUAAGCUUUUGAAAGCUAACAAUAAUCAAUAAAACUAACCAAGAUUAA